Molecule: messenger RNA, 850 nt
Organism: Aspergillus costaricaensis CBS 115574
Lineage: Eukaryota; Fungi; Ascomycota; Eurotiomycetes; Eurotiales; Aspergillaceae
Exons: 6
Coding region: 1-786 (261 amino acids)
Source: RefSeq, a predicted model, not a curated record
AUGGGAGGCGUGGUGACGUGCAAUAAUAACGGUUGGUUGAGUGAUAAAAAAGCGCAAAUGAGAUUAAUCUCUGGGUCAGUCUCCGAGAUGAUUUUCUGGGUCGGACUCAACCAGAAGAGACCCAGGAUCAGUGGGGAGGGUGUGAGGGGUGGUGUGGAUCCGCAAAGAGGCCACCACCUGCACCGAUCAUUAACACCGAAGCGACCACGAUACGGUGUCAGUCCAUACAAUGGAACCGGGGCCAAGACGCCAAUGAAGUGGGUUCGAGCCGAUUUCCGAUUUCCCAAUGAACAGGCACAUUUACUAAACUCGGGUCCUACGUCAUCCUCCCAAGAAACAGAACACAUCAUUGACUUGCCAUGCGCCGUGGGCUAUGCCCAGCCCUACACAGUACCUGGGACACUUCAUGGGCGGUACCUUAGCAGUCAACGAUCAGCCACAAGACUUAUCUAUGGCGCGGCUGUGAACCGCGGUUAUUAUGCACAGCGUACCGAAUACUCACCUCAACAACUACGACACUUCCUAAUACACUCUGCCGACAACAUACACCUUUUAUCUUCAUGGAAAGAAAAGGAAAAGGGAAAGAAAUGGAACAUUCCCGAGGCCGGUAGCGGAGGACAACAACAACAACAGCAACAGCUCACAACAACACUAAUCCCGGUUUUGGAGGAAGGGUUAUCUCCUUCCCCUCUUUCCUGUACAUACGCGAGGGUGCUGCUGCUGCUACUGCUUCUGCUACUAUGCCCGCUCACUCCCAGCCUCGCGAGUAUCCGGUCGCGGGUCUAAAAGAAAAGAGGUAUCUAGAAGCAUCUUUUAGUUUUUCCACCUUCCUACCCCAAUUCGUCCACAU